Molecule: messenger RNA, 1020 nt
Organism: Daktulosphaira vitifoliae (grape phylloxera)
Lineage: Eukaryota; Metazoa; Arthropoda; Insecta; Hemiptera; Phylloxeridae
Product: peptidyl-tRNA hydrolase 2, mitochondrial-like
Exons: 3
Coding region: 113-871 (252 amino acids)
Cellular component (GO): mitochondrion; cytosol
Molecular function (GO): peptidyl-tRNA hydrolase activity
Source: RefSeq, a predicted model, not a curated record
GAUAAUAGCCUCAACAUUUAAAAACUCAAAAACUCUUUAAGUGACUUCAUUAAUCUUGACUUAGUUUACAUUAAUUGUAGUAGUCGUCUUAAAAAUUUAAUUUUAUGAAUAAAUGAUGGAUUUUUUUGAGGAAUUGAUUAUAAACAAGUUUAAUAAAGGGUUAGCUGUUGGUAUCAUUACCGGUGUACUUUUAAGUAAAAUAUCAUGUUAUUUUUAUGACUUUACUGGAGAUAAGACGACAAAUAUUGAAGACAAUUUUGAGCGUAAAAAAGAGUUUAAAUCUUUAAAUAGAAUGGCGGCAGAAGAAUAUAAAAUGGCAUUGUUGGUUCGGCACGAUUUAAAAAUGGGAAAAGGAAAAGUAGCUGCACAAUGUUCUCAUGCAAUGGUUCAUUGCUACGAAUUUGGUCUUAAGAAGAAUUCUGUAGAAAUAGAAAAUUGGGAAUUAAAUGAUAGAUAUGUGGAUAUUUUCAAAGUUGUAGAUGAAGAAAUGUUGUUAAAAUAUCAAACUUUAGCAGUUGAAAAAGGAUUUAACACUUUUAUUGUAAUUGAUGCUGGACGCACUCAAGUGGCUCCUCGUUCAAAAACAGUAAUGGCAAUUGGCCCAGCUAAAUUAUCAUUGAUUUUUCAGUGUGCAGUUAUAUCUGUAACUGCAUACAAAAAAGGAGAAUGUAUAGGACUUCCUAGUAGAUGUGCAAGAGUUGUUCUACGAGCACCAGAUGAAACAACAAUUGAAAGUAUCAAAAAACAAUGCAUACUAGAAGAUAUUCAAACAGCAGAGUAUAUAGAAAAUGGACAAUUGACAGUUCUUUCUAUAGGACCUGCAAUCAAUACUUCUAUUGAUAAUCAAGUGAAAAACCUGAAGUUAUACUAAAGUUGUGUGCCAAUAUUGUUAUGUAUUGUUACCUUAACAUUGUGAUAUUUCUAUUUUUAUAAUAUUGUUGUACAUUGUAAAAAUGUCAAUAGCGAAUAUAGUAUUUUUGUGAUAAGAUUUAAAAAGAUUAGUUGACCAUUUUACUAAUA